Molecule: messenger RNA, 1255 nt
Organism: Apis dorsata (giant honeybee)
Lineage: Eukaryota; Metazoa; Arthropoda; Insecta; Hymenoptera; Apidae
Product: sulfotransferase 1E1
Exons: 7
Coding region: 191-1240 (349 amino acids)
Biological process (GO): sulfation
Cellular component (GO): cytoplasm
Molecular function (GO): sulfotransferase activity
Source: RefSeq, a predicted model, not a curated record
GGUAAUCGCUUUUUGUUUUGUGAGAGAUCGGAUAAUCGAGAAAUUAUUAUAAUGUUUGGUGAAAGUUUGUUAACCUGAAUACUUCAGGUAUCAUUUAAAAGCGACAUUUAUUCCGAUUUCUGACAGUUACACGUUCUUCUUCGUUGUGUGAGCAUCAUUUUCUAUUAGUUAUAGAUUAAAAUACACAAGGAUGACUCUUGAACCACCAAAAUAUGAAUAUUUGAACAAAGAAAAUACAAAAAAAAUGUUAAAAAUAUUUAAGGGUGAGAGAACAGGUUGGGUGCUUGUAGGUGCAAAAAAAUGGUUUUUCCCUCAUAAAUAUACAAUAGAAGGUAAAGGAUUUUAUAACUUUAAGGCUAGACCAGAUGAUAUUUGGGUUUUAUCUUAUCCUAGAUCCGGUACAACAUGGACUCAAGAAUUAGUCUGGUUAUUAUCAAAUGACUUAGAUUUUAAAAGAGCAAGAACAGAACUUUUAACCGAACGAUUUCCAUUUCUUGAAUUUAGCAUGUUCAAUCAUCCUGAGGUAACGCGUGAAUUUUUAGAACUAAAUAAAGGAGAUAAAGAUAAAGAAAAAUUAUGUAAAAAAAUUGCACAGCCAGGAUAUGAUAUCUUAGAAAAAAUAUCUUCUAAGAGGUUCAUAAAAUCACAUUUUCCAUUUAGUUUAUUACCCAACAUUUUAGAAAGUGGUUGUAAGAUAAUAUAUAUUGCAAGAAAUCCAAAAGAUGUUGCUGUUUCAUGGUAUCAUUUAAAUAAAGCAAUUAAAACCCAAGGAUAUAUAGGUGAUUUUACAACAUUUUGGUAUUACUUCCAAAAUAAUCUUACACCAUGGAGUCCUUAUUGGGAACAUUUGAAGGAAGCAUGGACACAUAGAAAUCAUCCAAAUGUUUUAUUCAUGUUUUAUGAAGAAAUGCAAUAUGAUUUUUCAAAAGCAAUUAAAAAAAUUGCUAAAUUUCUUGGAAAAGAUUAUACUGAGGAGGAAAUAAAAAAAGUAGAAGAUUAUUUAAAUAUUAAAAAUUUUCGAAACAAUCCAAUGGUAAAUUUAUCAGAAUUAAAAAAAUGUGAUAUUAUAACAUCUGAAACAUUUGUUAGAAAAGGCCAAAAUAAUGGAUGGAAGGAUAUGUUCACUGAAGAACUUAAUGCUAAAGCUAAUAAAUGGAUAGAAGAAAAUUUGAAAGGAAGUAAUUUUAGUUUUCCUUAUUUUAAUGAUCUUAAUAGUAAUCUUAAUAGUAACUGUAAUUAAUAUUUAAUAUUUUAU